AUGCGGGCUGAAAAAGCGCAUCGGCCUCGAUCUCUACGCGCUCUGGCAUUUGGCUCCAGCAAACGCAACACAUCACCAGGCCCCCCUUCACCCACAUUUUCAGACGUAACGCAAGCUUCGGCAAUGAAUUUUGGCGCCAACGGUCCAACGAAGAUCAUAACUAGGGCUAAUUUGAAGGCUAGCCUUCAAGCUUACGAAGAUCUCGUCAAUACAUGUGCAGGCUAUCGCGCCGCUCUCGUUACCAUGUCCUCGGCCACGGCGAAGUUUGCGGAUGCGAUGCAGAGGUGUAGUGCACUGAAAGGCCCUGGUUAUGAGGCAGGGACUCGACUGCAGGCAGCGUCUGGAGUACAUCAUCUCAUGGCUAACCUUUGGCACGUCUUGUCCGAAUCCCUUGAUAAAUCAUUCGAAAAGCCAUUGCGGCAAGGGUUGGAAGGGUAUAGGGGUGUCGUAAAUGAGCGCUCGCAGUCCUAUGAACGCGCCCUUCGCGAGAAGAGUCACAUCAUUCGAGAGACAGAGACACGUAAUCUGAACAGAAAGGAGCGCAACCUACAAAAUUUCCGCGAAGCUCUUGCAGUUCUCCAACGCCAAGUGGAUGAACUUGAUGAGUUGAAGGCGUCUCACUACCAGGAGAUCAUCGAACACGAAGACGAGGUCUGGAAUGUGGUGCAGGGCAAGGUCUGUGUCGCUGUUCGUUCGACGAUGGAUGUAUUCGACCGCUUUACUGCUAAAGCAUCAGACCCAAUCAUCGAACCUAUGCUACAGUCCGUUCCGGAUCCUUUCGAUUCCUACGGGCCACCCCAGUCCGAGGAUCAGAUAUUCAGCAUCCUUGCACCCUUGUCGAUCAUGUCGAGCGCACCCUCGUCUGCCGCCAGCCCUCUGACCGGCUCCACCCCAGAACGCGAUCGAGUCAACUCCCUUCCCAACUCCGCGAACAACAAGAUUACGUCCUGGCUUCCUGGUACUAAUGGGACGCUGUACACCCCAGAAUCGGCUGAAUGGGCACCUGUACCCUUCCCAAGUUCCACGCCUCCCCGCUCGACGUCGCCCCCUAAUUCCACAUCCCCACCAAAUAUGCCGACUCGGAGACACUCCGUGCCUUCUAUAACCCGAAAGAGCGAAUCCAAGCUCCGUUCAGUGCUGGCUGUCAUUGACGAGGGAAAGCCUCGCCGGGAGAGCGAAGGCAGCACGCCUUUGGGCCCUUCGCCUUUGCCCCCCAUCCUAACUAGCAUCGCGGCACCUCGUCCCGAUCCUGACCCUGACGUGGGUUGGGCCUAUGCCCACGGACAGUCACACUCGUCUUCUAAUGAAGAUGAACAACUGACUCCUCGACAUUCGACGUUGUUCUCUUCGCAAUCUCCACCGCCGCCGCCUGAUUCGCCUCCGAGUCGUGAGUUGGAGCGACCGCACGAACCCGAUGACCAGGUAGCUGUCAUUCCUAUUGCGACAUAG
This is a messenger RNA of Cyclocybe aegerita, 1449 nucleotides long. NCBI's taxonomy places the organism in Eukaryota, Fungi, Basidiomycota, Agaricomycetes, Agaricales, Hemipholiotaceae. The record is from the annotation of a GenBank genome assembly.